AUGACUGAGCUGAAGAGGAAAGACGGCCAGCUGGAGCAGCUCUCACACACAGAGGAUCACAACCAGUUUCUCCACAACUACCCCUCAGUGUCAGCACUCAGUGAGUCUCCACACUCAUCCAGCAUCAAGACUCGUCCUCUCAGCUACUUUGAGGACGUGACGGCAGCUGUGGACCAGCUCAGAGACAAGAUACAGGACGUCCUGAGGGACACCUGGACAAACGUCUCACUGAGAGUUUCUGAAGUCGAUGGUUUACUGUCACAACCAGAGCCAGAACCAAAGAGCAGAUCUGAGUUCCUAAAAUAUUCGAAAGAAAUCACUCUAGAUCCAAACACAGCAAACAGACAUCUGCUGCUGUCUGAUGGAAACAGAACGUUAACAGUAACGGAACAAAAACAGUUUUAUCCUGAUCAUCCAGACAGAUUCACUGAUUAUAUUCAGGUUCUGAGCAGAGAGAGUCUGAGUGGACGUUGUUACUGGGAGGUGGAGUGGAGCGGGAAAGUGAUCUGUUUAGCCGUUUCCUACAAGAAUAUCAGCAGAUCAGGAGGUUCACAUGACGGUAGAUUUGGAUCCAAUGGCAAAUCCUGGGCCUUACGUUGUCACACAAACAGUUGUUCAUUUUAUCACAAUAGAAACCGUACUUCAGUCUCAGGUUCUGGUUCCUCCAGGAUCGGAGUGUACCUGGACCACACAGCAGGGGUUCUGUCCUUCUACAGGGUCUCUGACACCAUGACCCUCCUCCACAGAGUCCAGACCACCUUCACUCAGCCGCUCCACGCUGGAGUUUGGAUUUGGUUUCAUAAAGGAAACUCUGUCGAGUUCAUCCAACUGAAAUAAUCCAAAUCUACUGAAGUCCUGUUGGUCAGACUGUUUUCUGUUUAACAGUUUUUGGUCUCCUGUUGUAGAAUCUGAGAGUUUAUACAAAACAAACAUUAAUAAAAGAUCUAAAACCACA
Messenger RNA from Austrofundulus limnaeus, 955 nucleotides. Its product is annotated as tripartite motif-containing protein 16-like. Lineage: Eukaryota; Metazoa; Chordata; Actinopteri; Cyprinodontiformes; Rivulidae. The transcript has a single exon. Gene Ontology annotation, molecular function: protein binding. Bases 1 to 837 code for a protein of 278 amino acids. The record is from RefSeq and is a predicted model, not a curated record.